Daldinia childiae is the source of this 1146-nucleotide messenger RNA. Its product is annotated as Septin like protein spn3. Gene Ontology annotation, biological process: cytoskeleton-dependent cytokinesis. NCBI's taxonomy places the organism in Eukaryota, Fungi, Ascomycota, Sordariomycetes, Xylariales, Hypoxylaceae. Gene Ontology annotation, cellular component: septin ring; cell division site; septin complex. The coding region runs from base 1 to 1146 and encodes 381 amino acids. The transcript has 7 exons. Gene Ontology annotation, molecular function: GTPase activity; GTP binding; molecular adaptor activity. The record is from RefSeq and is a predicted model, not a curated record.
AUGUCGUCCCCAGCGAAGAUGAUGCGCCGAAAGAAGAACGUCAAGAAGGGAAUUCAGUUCUGCUUGAUGGUCUGCGGUGCUUCAGGAACAGGAAGAACAACUUUCGUCAACACUCUCUGCAGCAAGAGUGUGUUGACCCACAAAGAUUCUGACGAUGCUACUGCUGCUCACGUCGAGGAUGGUGUCAAGAUCAAGCCUAUCACUGUUGAGCUCGAAUUGGACGAAGAGGGCACCCGUAUUUCGUUGACCAUUGUUGAUACCCCGGGUUUUGGUGACCAAAUUGACAAUGAAGCAAGCUUCUCAGAGAUUGUUGGAUAUCUCGAGAGACAAUAUGACGACAUCUUGGCCGAGGAGUCGCGUAUCAAGCGAAACCCCAGAUUCAGGGACAACAGAGUACAUGCUAUGCUAUACUUUAUUACUCCCACUGGUCAUGGUCUCCGUGAACUCGACAUCGAACUGAUGAAGCGCCUUGCUCCUCGUGUCAACGUCAUCCCCGUUAUUGGCCGUGCCGAUUCGCUGACCCCCGCCGAGCUGGCCGAGUCGAAGAAGCUUGUUAUGGAGGACAUUGAGCACUACCGAAUCCCCGUGUACAAUUUCCCCUACGAUAUCGAAGAGGAUGACGAGGAUACCGUUGAAGAGAACGCCGAGCUCAGAGGUCUGAUGCCCUUUGCCAUAGUCGGCUCCGAGGAUGUUAUCGAGAUUGGCGGCCGUAAAGUCCGAGCCCGGCAAUAUCCCUGGGGUGUUGUUGAGGUUGACAACCCUCGUCACUCCGACUUCCUAGCCAUUCGAUCAGCUCUCCUUCACAGCCAUCUCGCCGAUCUGAAGGAGAUUACCCACGAUUUCCUAUACGAGAAUUACCGUACUGAGAAACUCAGCAAGAGCGUUGAGGGUGGUGCUGGAGUUGACUCUUCCAUGAACCCUGAGGAUUUAGCUUCCCAGUCUGUCCGUCUAAAGGAAGAGCAACUUCGCCGAGAAGAGGAGAAGCUCCGCGAAAUCGAGGUCAAGGUUCAGCGUGAGAUCAACGAAAAACGACAGGAACUUUUAGCUCGCGAGUCCCAACUACGCGAAAUCGAGGCGAGAAUGGCACGAGAGGCCGCUGCCGCCGCAGGCACACCGGAGGCGAAUGGCGAACAGGAAGCCAACUAA